Molecule: messenger RNA, 5888 nt
Organism: Elgaria multicarinata webbii
Lineage: Eukaryota; Metazoa; Chordata; Lepidosauria; Squamata; Anguidae
Gene: GCNT4
Product: glucosaminyl (N-acetyl) transferase 4
Exons: 3
Coding region: 289-1653 (454 amino acids)
Cellular component (GO): membrane
Molecular function (GO): acetylglucosaminyltransferase activity
Source: RefSeq, a predicted model, not a curated record
CAAAGUUCCCGAACACGCGCCUUGGUGCUGGCGGGACGUAACCAACACGGCUGCUCCUUUUCCUCCCGAAAGAAAUGCAUUUUCUUCAUCCUUUUUUUUAGGGAUGGCUGCAUGCUUGACUGAAACAUAUAUAACCAGAGAUGUGUGAGAAUAAAAGCAGUACAGAGACAAAUAUCAGAAAGAUGGAGGUAAAGAAAUAUUCAAAUGUAACCAAUCAGUUUACAUGGUGACUGUGAAGUAUUCUGCAAUCCAUUAUAUGAGAAAGAAGAUAAAGAGAAGCUCAAAAGAAUGAAGAGAUACCAGUUCUCCUACAAUUAUUCAACAGGACGGAGUCUCUUAAUCUUGUUUAUAACAGUGUGGCUGUUCUUGCUUCUGAAACUUCUCAAAUUUGAACGACUGUUAUUCCUUCACAAAGAUAUCUACUUUGUAGAACCCUUUUUAAGCACCUCGUCAUUUGUGAAAAACAAGUACACCCAUUUCAAAAAAGAUUCCCAGUAUGAAAUUAACUGUUCCUCCAUAUAUGAUCAGGAGCCUGUGGAGAUUGGAAAAUCUUUAGAGAUAAAGAGAAAAGAGAUUAUUGAUUUAGAUGAUGAAGAUGUUGUAGCAAUGACUAGUAACUGUCAGAUAUACCGUACAAUUAGAGGAUAUCAUCUAAAGCCCAUUUCCCUGGAAGAGGAAAAAUUCCCAUUAGGUUACUCUCUGGUUGUUCACAAAGAUGCCAUGAUGGUUGAGAGGCUCAUCCAUACAAUAUACAACAGUCAAAAUGUUUACUGUCUCCAUUAUGACCAAAAGUCAUCUAGCACUUUCAAGCAUGCAUUGGAGAAUCUAGCGAAAUGUUUCCCCAAUAUUUUCAUUGCAUCCAAACUGGAAGUGGUGGAAUAUGCCUCUAUUUCGAGGCUCCAGGCUGAUUUGAAUUGUUUGUCUGAUUUGCUUAAAUCUUCCAUUCCAUGGAAGUAUGUAAUCAAUUUGUGUGGCCAAGACUUUCCUUUGAAGUCAAACUUUGAGCUGGUAUCUGAACUUAAGAAAUUAAAUGGAGGAAACAUGUUGGAGACAGUCAAACCAAGCAGCAGUAAAAAGGAACGGUUUAUCUAUCACUACAAACUUCAGGAAAUGCCUUCUGUAUACAUGAAGAUGCCUGUGAAAACAAAUAUCUCUAAAGACCCACCACCCCAUAAUAUUGACGUUUUUGUAGGCAGUGCCUAUUUUGUUUUAUGCCGUGCUUUUGUACAGUAUGUCCUUGAGAGCUCCCUUGCUUUGGAUUUUUUUGAGUGGUCAAAGGACACUUACUCACCCGAUGAACAUUUCUGGGCAUCCCUUGUUCGUGUGCCUGGAACCCCUGGGCACAUUUCAAGGGAAGCCCAGGAUAUCACAGAUCUGCAGAGCAAAACUCGUUUAGUAAAAUGGAAUUAUCUUGAGGAACAUCUCUAUCCUCCCUGUACUGGUACACAUCUUCGCAGUGUGUGCAUCUAUGGAGCUGCAGAGCUUAGAUGGCUUAUCAACUAUGGACAUUGGUUUGCCAAUAAAUUUGAUUCAAAAGUGGACCCUGUUUUAAUAAAAUGUUUGGCAGAAAAGCUUGCAGAACAGCAGAAGGAAUGGGUCAGUUUGUCUUCUGAAAAGCAUUUUAUGCAUAGAACAUUUAUAGAUGACUCAUAACCAUAUAGGAUACCCAUUGACUAGACUUUUUUUUUUUAAGUGAGGGAUUGGCUGAGCCAUAUCUCUCAUUGGACAUGCAACUCUCUGGUCUGUCAUGGUGAACUUCAAGUAAAAGUGUACUAGGUUACCACCAAGCAGCUAUCCUUGCUUAGGGCCCUUGGAGCAGGAGUGUGUGUGUGUGUGUGUGUGUGUGUGUAGUUUAUGUUCCCAAUCUUUUGAAUUUUGUAUCCCUACUAAACAUACUCUACCUUCUCUCACUAGCAUCCCCAAACCCUUGACCAGCACAGCUAAUUCUUGCAUGUUGACAUGUGCAUGCAAGGAUCUAUGGACUGGGGUACUAAUCCAAAACUACAUAAGAAAAUUAUGAAGAAGAACGAGCAAGAAUGCUCUGCUCCGUCCUGCUUAAAACCAUGUAUCAGGAAACAUCAUUAGAACAAGCCAGACAUGCUUCCCAAAUCAGGUUAGGAUGAAGUGGUAGCACAGAACAAUCCUGUCCACAAAUUGGAUUUGGGCCAGUCCUCUCUCAGUAGGUGGUGGUCAACCCACCCAAGUCUUGGCUGGUGGGGAGAAGAAGGCUCCACCUGCACAAAAUCCUAUCUUUCUUUGGAGCAUCAUUUCACCCCACCCCUCCCAUAGUCAGAACUGCUGGCUUAGCCCAUGAAAAUAUUCUACUUAUGAUUAUGUUUAGCCUAUACUGCUACAGGGCUUGAGCCUCUGUUACCUUGAAUUGUAUGUAGUCACUGAUGAUCCCUAUGCAAAGUGAUUUUUUAGUAUUAACAGACCCCUCCCCCACCCCGACAUUACUAGUUGAAUGCAUGUGCGGGCAAUGAGUUGUAUGUCAUGACUUUGACAGCUUACUCUAUUUAUGUUAUUCCAUCCUUCCAAGGUGGCUGAGUAGCUUUGGAAUGGCGUUUUCUGGUGCUGAUGUUCCUUCUGUUUCCCAUGCUGAUCCACAGGAUGGUUCAAAAAAGUGUAAACCAUAUGAUAAAUUAUAGUAAAUUUCGGAACAGUAGUCUCACCAGUGCAAUCCCUAUGGUGUACAGCUCUUUGAACCAACAUGUAUAUAUAACUCAGUGUACAUCUUCUCUGUGCAAUAAUUAGUAUCACUGAUCGCGUGUUCAAAUGUUUUAAUUUUUUUUUAUUGAUGAUUUUGUACUUGUAACUGCUCAGUUAUGGGGGAUACAGAUAUCUUCCCUUCAAGUUGUGUCACCUUUGCAGGUAAUCCAGCUCUUGAGCUGCAAUUUAGCUUUGCCAGUUAAAUGCAAUUUUCUCUCCUUACUAGCAGCCCCACUGCUAUUGAGAUCCUGCAUGUAAGAUGGUGUACAACUAUCAUGGGUACCCAGUGGACAAUGCAUAACACAUCACAUGCAGAUGAAGAGAGAAUGGGGUACACAAUUUUCCCAGCCAAGCCUAUGAAAAUCUUGUGAGGAUUUGGGGGUGGGUGUUGUUUUAUUUUAUUCCUACUUUUUUUUUAGUUCUUUCCAGGUUUAGUGCUUCACUGCUGUUAUAUGUGUGUUCCUAUAGUCAUUUUAAAGGCUGGGGGGGAGAGUGACAGACUUGAAGUUUUCUUCUCCACAUUAUUUUUCCUUUGAAGGAUAUACACUGACCCCUCUACAUUUUCCCUCUACAGUUUUUAUUUCUUCUUUAAAAAAUAUCCUUCCUCCAGCAAAGCUACUUCUUCCUGCAUUAUGGUUGUAUGACCCUUAUAGUAUAGGCAUAUGGAUCAGGUCUAGAAGGACCAUAGGCUUAUGGCUAAAGUCAUUCCAUUGUGUGUGUAUGUGUGUGUGUACACAUACUCUAUUUACAGAUCUCUUAUCUUUUUUUUUUGAGGGAGGAAGCAGUGUUUGCUAAGAAAAAUGUCUGCAAUCAAUUUCCCCUCAAGAUUAAAAAAAAGUAUACAAACAAAAAUGUAUUAGAGUGAAGCACAAUGAAAUCCAUAUUAUAUCUCUAGUUGAAAUUGGCCUUCUCUCUUUAAGGUAAAGCCUCUUUGGGCCUUUUCCUAAUGGUAACUUUUUCUCAGGAUGAUUGUUCGUUAGGUUUAGAAAGCGCAAUCAAAACAUGGUUUUCAUAAUAUGGGUGAGACCAUUAUUUGCUACCUCAGACUUUUGUAUAAAACCAAGUUUGGUUUAAAGUAUGACAAAGAAUAAAUGUUCAUGGCUUUCCCUGGUUAACAUAGAGCUGAUGCCAUAGCAUCAGUAUUCAAAUGCUAGUAUACAAGUUGGCAAUUUGUUGUUAGAAACCAGUUUUCAAAAACUCUAGGUUGGUUUCCCAACCCAUAUGUAACGUUUGUCUUGUACAUGGUUGCCUCAUGGUUGUUGAAUACAAACGGCAUGUUUAAUGUUUGAUUACAGGUUCUAUUUAGCCAUGUAUUGAUCAGCUGGGUCUAAUGUUAGGUGCCUUUCCCUUGCAAUCAAUGAAAUAUGGGAAUUGUAAUAGUCCAACUGAACCAUAUAAACAAAAAUGUGUAAUGUAAAAAUGCUUGAAUGUUAUAAGAUUUAGGGGUGCAGAACCUCAGGCCCAGGGGCCAAAUCCAGGCCUCCAGGGGCCUCCAGUAGCCCAUGAUCUCUUCCCUUGUUCCCACUCCCUUUCCCCAACCACCACCUGUUUAGAGGUUUCCCAGUUUGUGUGCAUUCUGCCCCACCGCAUCCAAGUAGUUGACAUGUCUCUCUUAAGGCUUAGUUAGUGGCAGUAAGAGCUUUAAAAUAACAUGCUGGUAUUUGGUUUUUUGGGCCCACCUCCUUUGCUUUUGGCUCUGCCCACCACUGGAAUGCAGUGGCCCUGAAGAGCUUCUCUGAAAUGGAAUUUGGCCAUCAGGCUAAAAGAGGUUCUGCACCCCUGUUAUAAGGAAAGACAAAAUGAACUAUAUUCCACAAUGAUUGUGUGGCCUGUCUGUCCGUCUUAUUUGUGUCAUAGUUUUGUGUAGCAAUUUUUUAAAAUGAGGCCUGGAUCAUUCUGUCUUCUCCUCUCCUCACCUUCCCUCCAGGAUAAAUAUGGAUAUUGAAGCAUGUGUAAUAUUGUAUUACUGACAGAUCCAGAGCUGUAUUACUAUAGACAGAAGUGUCUCUAAACACUGGAAAAUCUGGGAACCAAAAUGAUCGGGGUGGAAUCAUCUUCCCUAUGAGGAAAGGCUACAAUAUCUAAAUUAAAAAAGGGGAAUCUGGGGCAACAGGACAGAGAUUUAUAAAAGGGUGGUGUGGAGAAAUUGGAUAAAGAAACAUUUUUCUCGCUCUAAUCAGGACUAGACUACAAUGAAACAGAUUGGCAGGAGAUUCAGGAUAAACAAAAGGAAGUAAGCCUUCACACAGGGCUGGACCCAUAAGAGAAAGGUCCACCAGAGAAAGGAAUGACCUUCCGAUGUUCGGGGAUCCCCCCUACACAUGUGCUCCACAGCUUACUCCAUUCAGCUGGAUUUCUUCACUCUUUAUGUAACAUUUUCAGAGGGCUGGAGGUGCUCCAGGGGAAGGAAGGUGGUGGGGAAGUUCACUUCUGCCAGCACAGUUGAUCCAGCUUAAAUUUGGAUCCAGCUCAGAGAAUGUAACUAAUUUAUGGGAUUUGCUGCCCCAGGAUAUGGUAGUAACAGCCAGUAGCUUAGAUUGCUUUAAAAAGGGACUAGAUAAAUUUAAUGGAUCUAUUGAUGGCUAGUAGUCCUGAUGAGGAUAUGCAACCUCCUGGUUCAGAGGCUGUAUGCCAUUGAAUGCCAGCCUCUGAGAGCAACAACAGGAGAGGGCUGUUGCCUGCUUGUCAGCUCCUCAGAUGCAUCGGGUUGGGGAAACAGGACGCUGGACUAGGUGAAUCAUUACGUUCCAUGGGCUCUUGCAUCCUCAUGAAACUAUAUUUAUUGUGUGACUUGAGGGCAUACCUUUAAAGGAGCUGUUUCUGCUGCUUGGAUAUGCUUCAUAGGAAUACUAAGCUGGCUGAAGAAAUGAAUGCCAGCAGCUGCUUUGAAUGGUUUGCCUUGGCACACAAUCACCUCACUGUAUGGAGCUGCUACUGCUUUGUUGGCUUACAGUCUUGUUUCUGGCCCAAGUGCUAGUAUUUAUUUUUAAAGCCCAAAACUAGGAGUGGGGAACCUGUGGCCUUCCAGAUAUUGUUGGACUCCAACUCCCAACAGCUCUACGCCUCAUAACGAGGGAUGAUGGGAGUUUUAUAGUCCAGCAACAUCUGGCAUAGAAUCAUAGAAUAGCAGAGUUGGAAGGGGCCUACAAGGCCAUCGAGUCCAACCCCCUGCUCAAUGC